Molecule: messenger RNA, 630 nt
Organism: Ostertagia ostertagi
Lineage: Eukaryota; Metazoa; Nematoda; Chromadorea; Rhabditida; Trichostrongylidae
Source: the annotation of a GenBank genome assembly
AGCAGGGAUUACUCUUUACGGUACACUAUAAGAUGGCAAGGUUACGAUGAUCCGCGAGAAGAUACGCUGGAACGCGAAGCUCAUAUAACAUGUUAUCGUCCUAUUGUAAUGUAUUGGCUAUCGCUUUUCCCGCCUAGUCAUAAUUUCUUAGAAGAAUUGCGAGCUCAUCCCUGUUUUAAUGAAUUACCAAUGAAUGUACAGCUAACUAUUGGAGCGCUUGUUGUCAACUUUCUUCAAGGAGCAUCCCUUCGAUUCAUAGGAAUGGACGACAUCACUCCGAAAAUGUUAUACGUGGCUGUCAACAAUAGUGAUAUGUUCGGACCACCACGGUACAGCGAUCUGAAUGCUUUGUGUACGGCUGGGGAGCGGCGGAACGAGUUGGAAGUGAACACAGCGGUACAGUUCAAUAAUUACCCGUUCUGGGAAGACUCUUCGACGCUUACUUCAUUUGCAAGCUCUGAUGUUCUUCUCCUGGAUGAGCUUCCUACGGUCGUUGACCAGUCAGUGGCCAGAGAAUCACUGUUUACUGAAACCGAAGCAGUGACGUUUGCUUCGUUCAUCGCCCUUCCAGAUGGCAAGUGCCUUGAUCGACGCCUUGUCUGGGAUCUUAGUAGAUUUAUCACCCACUCG